Spizellomyces punctatus DAOM BR117 is the source of this 2609-nucleotide messenger RNA. RefSeq lists its product as uncharacterized. Gene Ontology annotation, molecular function: ATP hydrolysis activity; ATP binding. The coding region runs from base 17 to 2572 and encodes 851 amino acids. The record is from RefSeq and is a predicted model, not a curated record. NCBI's taxonomy places the organism in Eukaryota, Fungi, Chytridiomycota, Chytridiomycetes, Spizellomycetales, Spizellomycetaceae. The transcript is spliced from 13 exons.
AUGUGAGAUCAUCUCAAUGGUAGACGUUGACCCGCUUCCUUGCAUCCUUUCUACAGCGCAGUACAAUACACAAGAAAUCCUACUUCCGAAGGUAUGGAUGCAACGUCAGAAUGUUCGCUGCGGUAUGUUGGUCCGUGUGGCACAUGCCCAGGGGAUUUGUCAAGAUGAGGCAAUUCUGUGUGCGAUACCAUACGACCCAGAGGAACAUAUGCUCGAUAACAUAAAUCAAUGCAUUGUAAACGAUGCUGUUCAACCUGCGAUUAUCCCAAAGUGGCUAGGUGCUCAUUGGUCACCAGAAAGCGAAAACGUCCAAGUGGAUUCGUUGUGGGGACGUAUCUCCGUCAUGGGAGUGAGUGGAAACCCUGCGACUGCACCAUUAGCGUCUGCCAUUACUUUGCGUAAAAUUAGCAGUGAACCGUGGGUGCCCACCAGUCUUGGUCUGGAAAAAAUGCGAACAGAUAUGCAGAUGAACUCGCCGCUGGAGUGCAUAGAUUUUCUGGCGGCCGUUGCAAGAGGAUUGGAUGGGAUGAUGGUAGGAGUACAAAACAUCGUUGGGGUCCCAUUGUUGGGGCGAACGGCGGUAUUUCGCAUCGAGCGUCUCCAAGGAGGUCAUGUCGAUCGCCAAUCGUCUCAAACACACAGCCUAUAUAGUGUGUCUUUAGAUAAAACACGAGUAGAGCUUUUAUCCCCAUUGAUACGACCUCUCGAUGCGCCCAAACCGCAACCUCAAUUUAGCGGAUACCAGGACCAAGCUGAUGAGCUGGCAAGGCUUAUCGACACGGCAUUUUAUCACAAUGAGGCUCAUGAACGGCUACAGAUUUCUCCUGUCCGAGCGAUUUUACUGGCUGGACCACCUGGGGCAGGAAAGUCCUUCUUAAUUGACCAUGUUGUCACCAAUCGAUUGCAGGUUCCAAGCUUUUACUUUCGAGUCACAGAGAAAAUCGUUGCGGAUCGCUCUGCUGAACGGGACGGAAUACCAGCUGCGAAUUUGGUGACUCCUCUCCGCCGGUGCAUCGAGAAAGCGAGAUUGACUUGCCCAGCUGUUGUUGUAAUAGAAGGGAUGGAGAUACUGAAUGAAGAGUUCAAACCGGCAAAUCUCGAUCGUAACGAAGUUGCGUCAUAUAUAGCCAGCGAAAUCAAAAGACUUGGACCGUCCUCUGGCGUUUGUGUUCUCGCAUCUGCAGCUGAACCAGAGAAACUGCCAGGCAUCCUGAAGCGUGGUGAAGUUGGUGCUGGGGGAUUUGAUAGGGUUAUUGAGAUUGGAGUGCCGACCAGAGAGCAGCGGCAAGCAAUAGCUUGUGGACAGCUCGCAAAUAUUCCAUUAUUGAAUGACCCGCAAGUGGAGACACAGUUUGGCAAUACAGUUGUGGAGCGCUAUUCUUAUAAAAUUAGUCAGCACACGGCAGGUUUCGUCGCCAAAGACCUUCACCUUCUCGUGUCGCGGGCAGUUCAGCACGCUAUUUCACGCCUUGCAAUGCCAAAGACACAAGAACAACCCGCUCAUGAGCUUGCAGACACAUUUGCAGCUCUUUCAAUCACAGAGCCGUACCAGGGAUCUGCAUUCGGUGUAAAUUGGGCUCAGGACUUUGCGUACGCUCUUAAGAUUACCGGACCAGUUCGUGUGGGAUUCGAGACAACGAAACCGAAUGUCCGGUGGGACAGUGUGGGAGGAUACAUACAGUUAAAGCAGAGACUCCGCCAGCUAGCCACCUGGCCCUUUGAACGCGCGCACGUCUACGAAAAGCUUGGAGUUCGACCUCCGGCGGGUGUUUUAUUGUAUGGACCCUCUGGCUGUGGCAAGACAAUGCUGGUACAUGCGCUUGCUGCUAGUUCGCCAAUGAACUUUAUAUCGGUGAAGGGGAGUAAUAUUUUCUCAAAAUAUCUUGGGGAAUCCGAGGGGAUGAUCCGAAGGCUGUUUGCGUCAGCAAGAAGACUAGCGCCUUGUUUGUUGUUCAUGGACGAAAUGGAGGCGAUAGGGACAAAGAGAGAAUGGAGCGAUGAAGGUGGAACUGGAGUUAAUGAACGUGUCCUGUCCACGUUGUUAAACGAAAUGGACGGCGUGCAGGAAAGAAAGGGCGUAUUAGUGGUUGCGUGUACCACUCGCCCGGACUUGAUUGAUGAUGCCUUACUUCGACCUGGUCGACUCGAUCAUCACCUCUAUAUACCACUGCCAACCCGUCAAGACCGUCUUGAUAUUCUGGAAACUAUUUCACAGACAGAACUUCAGGCAGUACUGGAGGAUGAUGUCAAUCUGGAAGAAUUAGCGGAUAAGACCGAAGGUUUUACCGGCGCUGAUUUAAAUGUGCUUAUUCGGGAGAGUGGUAUCCAGGCCUUGCGCGUCUCCCCUACCGCAGCAACAAUAUCUUGGAACGACAUACAAAGCGCCUUGACUUCGGUAAUAACAAAUGGCGACACAUCAGACCCAUUCGCUUCAGUAAACAUCGCAGAGGACGAGGAGGCGGAUGUUGGAAGCACCGGAAAGCAAGCUGGAUGGUGGCGACCUAAGUGGAUUGGACCUGAUGAAGUGGCGAGGUUUGAAAAAUUCAGGCAUGGUAGGCAAGAGACUGCAUAGUUAGGAAAAAAACACGAGGUUGAAGCUUCAUUUUCGU